AUGCCGCAAAUAUACUCGGUUCUCGCGCUCGUCUCUGGCGGCAAAGACUCCAUCUUUGCCUUGCAACUCUGCCAAACGCACGGACACAGGAUAACGGCGUUAGGUAAUUUGACGCCCGAGGACCAACACGUGGAGGAGUUAGACUCGCAUUGCUUUCAAACCGUUUCGCACUCGAUGAUUAACCUGUACCCUCAGUUAAUUGAUGAAAAUAUACCGGUUUUUAGGAGGAAACUGAUCGGUCGGAGCGUCCACACGGAUUUGAAUUACCCGGAACGAGGCGUUGAAACGGAUGAAAUCGAAGAUUUGAGAGCGUUGAUUCAAUUCGCGAAGGAGCGGGUGAAAGUCGACGCGGUGUGCUCGGGGGCGAUUCUGAGCGAUUACCAGAGGUUACGAGUGGAGAGGAUAUGUUUUGAGCUGAACUUAGUCUCCCUGAGUUAUUUGUGGAAACAAACGCCACAAAAGAGGUUGUUGGAAGAUAUCUUAAAUGUCGGGAGGAUCGAAGCGGUGCUCGUGAAAACAGCCGCGAUGGGGUUGGAUCCUAGGAAGCAUCUGGGGGAGACUUUAGCGGAAGUUAAGGAAGACUUGAUUAGAAUAGAGGAAGAGUACGGGUCACACUCGUGCGGCGAGGGUGGGGAGUUUGAGAGUCUGGUUCUAGACGCUCCGUUUUUUACUCGAGGACGGUUACGCAUCGAGGAGAGCGAAGUCGUGGAAACGAGCGCGGACCGGUUCGCCAGAAGUGGGCAUUUGAAGAUUUUGAGAGUGAGUGUAAAGAAGAAGGGAAAAGAUAACGAUGGUAGAAAAGACAAGUAUGCGAAUGAAGAAUGCGGAGAGGUCGUAUGGGUACCCGACGAUUACGUCGCGACUCCUCCUCCUCCUCCUCCUCCGACCUCUCUUUCGCUACGUUCUCUCGAUAUUCACGAUGAUAAUGCAAAGUUGAGUCCGAAUGUGGAAGUAUACUUGCAACGUAUGAAUAGUAGCAGCAGCGAUGGUAGUAACAGUAGUAAUAGUAGCAGCAGCAGCAGCAAGAGCAGCGAGAGCAAUAGCAUUAGCGACAACGAAAGUAGAACCGUAUGGUUGCGGUGUAAAAACAAAGCCAACGCAGACGAGGCGUUUCAAGAGCUCAAAUCAGCCUUAAAACGCGAAGGAGGAAUAUUUUCCAUCGAAGAACACGCGACGAUGACGCAUUGUUAUUUGAAAUCUAUGGAUGAUUUUGGUUCUUUCAAUGCCGCGUACUCGCGACACAUGCGCGCAGUUGAACCAAGCGCGAGAGCGUGUGUCGCGUUACCGCUGAAAGAUGAUAUUAGUUUUAUACUCGCAAUGGUUUUAUCACGCUCGAAAAGAAUCAAGAGUUUACACGUGGCUUCUAUAUCCGCGUGGGCGCCGGCAUGUAUCGGUCCGUACGCGCAAUUGUGUGGAGCUGGCGCAUUUCUGUACGUCGCUGGACAAAUCGGCAUGCAACCUAGAAAUUUAGAUUUAGAAUCGAACGUGUACGAGGAGGCGCGACGGUGCGUGAAAUCGUGUCAUCAGAUUCGUGAAGAGAUAUGCAAAAACAACGGCAGCGAAAAAGUGUCGUUCGCGAAACAAGCCGUGCAAACAACAUUCUACGCGUCAUCAAACAGGAAGACUGAGGAUGAAAGCGUGCACUCUGUGUCGUUUAAGGAAUACUGCCGUAAUCACGUUUGGGAUCCGAGCGAACCGUAUUGCGAUCCUCUCGUCGUGAAAGAGGAGAAAGAAGAGGAGAACAAGAACACGAACCAGGACGUGUACGUUGGGGGAGAAAAUAUAAGCGACAUGACGGAUCCAGAUUGUAUUUUUAUGCGAGAAAAACUGAGCGGUUUGUUCAUGUCCUUAUUUUUGACGGUGCCGAUGCUCCCGAAAAACGCCGCGAUGGAAAUCGAACCAAUCUUAGCGUCUUCGCUCGUGUUAUCACCUAACUCGAUGGACGAGGAUUCCUACACCAACGGAGAGCUUUGUUUUGACGCACGAACAAGCGUAUUCGGUAACUUUAAAGAAACAGCAAAGUAUAUCGGCCGCGUAAACGAGUGGGCGAGAAUUUUGAUUUUCUUCGAGCGUCUCGGCGACGAGGACGGGAAGGACGAAAGAGUCGACGUGGCGGAGCACUUCGAACGCAUCCGCGAAACGUAUAAACUCGCUCCAUUCGACGCGACGUCCGUUAAAGUGUACUAUUCUGAAAAGCACGGGACGAAAAAAGACGCAGAGUUUGCCUGCCGAAACUCUUUCAAUCAACUCUUUGACAAAAACUCUUCCUCCUUUACGAAAGACGAGGAGAAGAAGAAGACGCGUCAUCUCUCGCCGCCGACGAUUGCGAUACCGGUCGUCGAUUGCGGCUAUUUCGGGAAAGACAACUCCACAACGCGGUGCGCAUUCGCUCUCGAGCUCGUCUUCAUAAAGAAGUGA
Molecule: messenger RNA, 2418 nt
Organism: Bathycoccus prasinos
Lineage: Eukaryota; Viridiplantae; Chlorophyta; Mamiellophyceae; Mamiellales; Bathycoccaceae
Exons: 1
Coding region: 1-2418 (805 amino acids)
Biological process (GO): protein histidyl modification to diphthamide
Molecular function (GO): diphthine-ammonia ligase activity
Source: RefSeq, a predicted model, not a curated record